AUGCAGAUGGCGUUGAAGGUAAAACUGGAAAGAAAAACUCACUGUCGUUUCAUCCUCAUGAAGAACUUGAUCAUACUCCGACAUAGCGACACAAAAUAUAAUAGCUGUUACGUCUUCAAAGCAAUGAAUCCAUUUUUUUCGCUCAGAUCUCUGUCCGCCGACAUCGAACAAUCUGUUGGAGGAAAGAUGAGAAAGCAUAAUAAAGAUAAUUCCGCUACUCAUUAA
This is a messenger RNA of Clunio marinus, 225 nucleotides long. NCBI's taxonomy places the organism in Eukaryota, Metazoa, Arthropoda, Insecta, Diptera, Chironomidae. The record is from the annotation of a GenBank genome assembly.